AACGCUGCGCCUCUGUUGCCACCACUUGCUCUGUAUAGACGUAUUCUUAGGGCCCAUAAGAGCCUCCCUCCAGCGCAGAAGGAGCUGGGAGACCUGUAUGUGAGGGACGAGUUCAAGGCCCACAAGUCCACCGAUAACCCGUUGUACAUCGUUGGGUUCCUUACGAGCUGGCAGGAGUAUCUGAACAUGAUCUCUAACGGCUCAUGGGCCGAGGGAAGCAUGACCAAUGAGCAAUUGGCCAAGAUGAGCCCUGACCAAAUCAACCAGCUGUACGAGCUGAUGAAGGAAACAGAAAGAGUU
This is a messenger RNA of Williopsis jadinii, 300 nucleotides long. It is a transcript of the gene SDH7, whose product is annotated as Sdh7p. Lineage: Eukaryota; Fungi; Ascomycota; Saccharomycetes; Phaffomycetales; Wickerhamomycetaceae. Gene Ontology annotation, cellular component: mitochondrial intermembrane space; mitochondrion. The record is from RefSeq and is a predicted model, not a curated record. The annotation marks the transcript as partial. Gene Ontology annotation, biological process: mitochondrial respiratory chain complex II assembly; succinate metabolic process. The transcript has a single exon.